CAAAAAAAUUGUGGAUUUGUUUCCAACGACGAUGGACGAAAAAAGUUCCACUGAAAGCUCUAAUACCCCAACAUCCAAGUCGCUUAACAACAGCGAUGACGUCAUCGAACACAUCAGAAAUUGGAUUCAGACAGACGACAAACCGAAAAUGCACGAAGAUGCCGUUAAACAUAUCGAGUCGUUUGUGGAUCGAAAAAUUUCUUGUUUGGAGUCGACUUUGGUCGAGAGACAAUACGUUAAAGUCGUAUUGGAAAUGUGGCUAAGAAAGAGUUUACGAAAGGCUGCUGAUUACCUUAUUGAUGAAGCAAUCGAUAUCAGCGUCGAAAUGCCCAUUUUAUUGAAAGAAUUAAAUUCCAUCAAUUCAUUCGAAGAUAUUGGCCUCAAACUGAAUGAAGCGACGUGCCAACUGACAAAUCUGUGUGACGGAGCAUGUCAAUAUUUACAACUAAUACUCAAUCAGGUGGAUCUUUUCAAAAAUACGCCACGUUUCUCGGUUCUUGUCUCCAGUUAUUUCAAGCAAUUUAAAGAGUCUUGCAUUGGCAAAGUCUUUUCCAGGUGUCUAGAUGAUGUCACUAAAGAUCAACUUAACGGCAAGAGAAACUGGAAAUUUAUUGUCGCAUUAAAUGCACUUUUACAAGUCGCCAGCGGAGACCUAAGAAUUCAAAAUGUUUUGGAGGAAAACUUCACGGGAAAGGACGCCAAAGACUUUGAUGACGCAAACGGGCAAGAAGUGAUCAACCAACUGGUGGAUAUCUUUGCAAAUUGCAGCGAUGCGACUGAAAAUGAAUCAUCGAAAUGGUUGAAUCAGCUAAAAUCAGAAAAAGAAUGGACACCUAAAUUGCAAGUCUUGGCCAAAGAGACGUGCAAGGCAUUCCUAUUCCCUAAAACGGCGAUCGAAGUCAAAGACGAAUAUGGUAGAAAAAUAAUAUUCAUUAAAGGCACCUCUGUCUUUGUCAGCAAAAUUAUUGACGAAAUGAAACGACUGAAAGAAGAAAAUCCCGAAGUGCAAGAAAUUCAGAUUGUCGGACUGUCAUCCGUUCACGUCGAUUGCCACCUGGAGAACGACAUCUGGUACGGAACGAACGUGGGAAUCGUUGCUGAUAAAAUUUUCGUAGACCACGAAGAAUGCCGAAAUGGCCAUCAGAAAUAUAACGUCGAAACGGAAGAAGGACCUACCGAGCCGAUGGAGGCUAAUAAUUUUGUUGACGAUUUCGCCGUCUGCUGGGAUGUCUCGGGCAAAAACGGAGAACCUGGUGGACCUGGUAUGAGCGGCAGCAACGUACACAUCAUUUGCAACGAGAUGUUCAACGCCAAACGAUGGAAGGUUAUUGCUGAUGGCGGCAAAGGAGGUGACGCGCAGAAUGGCAGUAAUAGGGAAAGCCAACGAGAAGGAGUGGCUAACAAAUGGUCCAAAGAAUAUUUCAAUCAAGUGUUUCCUUCCAUGUCGACAUUCGGAACUGGAGAACAAACGGAAGACACAGUUUCAGACGAUGCAGUUAAAACAGUUCUGACGACGCUAAACGAGUUGUUGCCAGUUGGCAACCGAAAAUCUGGUAAAGAUGUCCAACCAGACAAUCCAGGUAAUUUUUACAUUGACGGCACUGCGAAAGACGGCAGUAAUAUCACCGUCUCGUACUAUCAGUCCAAAACAAAACGCCACACACUUAUUCUCUGCCAAGGUAGCAGUAUUGGACAAGGGGGAUUCGGAGGUAACAUCGUCUUUGAAUACAUGACUGAAAGAAACUCGUUCGCAACAGAAUCUGGCAUUCCAGACGUCGGGAAGGAAAAUCGUCAACCAAGGGCUGUGCGGAUGGGUGUCUACCAAGCAAUGGGUUCGGAUGGUAAAAUGGGAACACCUGUAGGCGACGUUGGUUUCAUCCACAGUCUAGACACUUCUGAGGCAUCUGCAAACCAAAAUCUGACAGGUCAAUACAUCGGCUUCGAAAAUGAUGUUAGCCUUCUGAUGGAACACAAUCCUACGAAGCCUACAAGGCAGCCAAAUGAUCCUGAUAAUCAUUACGCCAAAAUACGGAAAGGAGAAUAUGCAUCGAUUGCUUACUGUGGUCUACCCGCAUACGGCCAGGCACAACCACUGCGUUCGACGGUGCUAAAUGCCACGAAAAAGAAGGCCAUCGUUCGCCAAAGCCUUGUCCAGCACGUUGUUCAAGUGGACGAACGGAAACAGAUGACACAAUUUUUUCAAGAAAAAUUAACCAUGGGCUGGGAGGAACAAAAGUUGACAGAAAAUGUCGACGAUUUAGUUACCCAAAUGGAAGAUAAAGAAACUCAACUUUAUCAAUUAACGUCGCAGUGCAGUCAGGGCGUUGAGAACAUUGGAUCAAUGAGUUUUGUGAAACCAGCAGUAAAAAAGAAACUGGAUGUGCAUGGCGUUCCAGACACUUCUCGUUCUUCCGUCGGCCGCCGAUCAGUUGGACGUCGUCCUGUUGAUUUCCGGCAAAAACCACCUGUUGACGUUCGAUGCCUCGAUAUGCUGCCAACAACGAGCGGCGUUGAUAGCGCUAUACACAGCAUUUUUGGCCAAAUGAAUUCAAGCGGAUCGUUUGUUUGCAAUAAUGUGAAAAUAUUUCGCCAACAUCUGGCAACAUUCAUUCGGCAGAAUUCAACACGGCCACAAGACCCAUCAAACCCGAGUCGAAUCGAAUUGGUGAAAUUCAAUCGCAAAAUGAAAGAUCAUGACAAAAUCUUUGUUUUCGUUAAGCAGUUUGUUCUCCGCGUACAAAAGAGUAAUGCAUUGGAUUAUCCCGUAGCUUUUAGCGUGAAAAAUGCUUAUUCCGAAUUUCGACGGAUGAACAACGAGGAAAAAGAAUUCGACUGGCAAAACGCCACAGAAUACCAAAAAUUAUUUGAGGAAUACGCCAAGUUUGUUGAAACUCCAUGGAAUUCAUUGGAAUCGACUGAAGUGGAAAUGUUAGCAAUCAUCCAUGGUAUAUCAGUCCAUGUUUACACCGAUCAAUUAUCGUCUUUCAAGCACAAGAAAACAUUGAAUCCUGGCGGUUCCAAAAAGCACUGCAUUCUUCAUCGCGGACACGGAGAAUGGCAACGUGUUGAACCCAACACAAUGGUGGCAAAUUUCUGCGAACAAAUUGAUGAAGACUUUUUUGAAAAUCAGCCGAUUCAAAGCGAUUAUUUCCGUAAAUUUUUAGAGUCUCUUGAAAAACACAGCGCUUACCAACAGGUCAUCACUUCCAUGAAGACGCUCAACCCUGAAUACGGCGAUACACCGGAUAAAUUGUUUAAAUUGCUUUUAAAAAGUUUCCAGCAACAUGAAGAAAUUGGCGAAAACUUGGCGAAUGUAAAAUGGAGAGAAGAAUAUUCAACCGAUCUCUGCUGGUUGUCUGAAUGGGUAGCAGAACACAAUAAUCGAAAUCUUAGUCCCAUCUUCUACUUGAAUAUUGUCAAAAAUAAUUUACCCGUCGACUGGAGAUGUGAUUUUGUUAUGCUUGAAAUUUAUGACCAAUUUUCUCAGGGAGUUCCCGAUAUUCUUGCCAACAGCGAUAUACAACACUUUUUAUAUCGAAUAGCCGAUGGGAUGCCAUCUCUGGUGCCAUUAUUGCGAAAAACGGUUGCUACAUCCGACAGCUGUGCCGCAUUGCAGCCACAGAAAUUGUUGCGGCUCAUGGAAUUAAUAGCAAAUGAUGUCAAACAAGGUGGCGGAUUCACAAGUCAGCAGUUGCCGGACCUCCAACUAUUGCCUCUCAGCGAUUGGUAUCACCAUUUAAGAAGCAAAAUGUGGGAAAAGGAAGUCAAUCGGUUCCUCAUCAGUGAUUCUAAUACUCCAAAGGAAGAUAUCAAACUUAGGAAUGAUGCCGUUUACAUGUUGCUGGAACUCGAAUUCGAAAACAACGAAAACUUUUGUGAAGACUUACUGAACUCUGGUGACUCUCCGGAUCUGAAGACUGCCGUUUUUCGUUUGCAAAAUGCUCUAUAUCCGGGAGCGAGUCCUAGCCAAGAAUAUGACGAAAGAAACAUUGACGAUAUCAUAAAAAAGAUGGAAAGAGAUGCACCAACGAAUGACCAGUUAAUCAUAACAAAGGUGUAUCCCCGGAUGUUGUCUGACGUGGGAGAAAGAGUGAAGGAAUCUAAAUCAAUGUCAGAACAAAUGAGAGAAUCUGACGAACAAGAAUAUAAGCAGCAGCAGCAGAAAAAAAUUAAGAAUUUGAUUAAGCAAUGGCAGAAAAAUGGUUUAGAACUGAAGGAGGAAAAGUCAGCAGUGGAUUUCGUCUUUGUCUACGAUUACGCCGUACAAAAAAUUUGUACGAAGGAGGGAGACAAACAAUUGUUUCGACUACGGGACACUCAGAGAGUGGCGAUUAUGACGUUGCUGACAUCUGAAUACAAAAAUACGUUAACACAAGUAUCAACAGGUGAAGGCAAAUCGCUCAUCGUCACUGGUGUCGCAAUCGCAUUUGCCCUUUGCCGAAACGAAGAUAAAAAGAAUAAGAAAAUCGAUGUUUUUACAAGUAAUGAAGUGCUGGCUCGUCGUGAUUCUACACUGUCGGUGGCAGAUGGUGGACUGCGAGAUCUUUACGAAUAUUUCAACGUCAGUGUGGCAAACAAUUGCAGCCAAUGGGUGGACGAACGAACCCAAGCCUAUAAUGCAGCAGUCGUUUAUGGACAAUUGGCCAAUUUCCAGCGAGAUUAUUUACUGGAUAAAUUCUACGGUCAUAACAUUCGAGGUGACCGCACCAUGGACCUUGUCGUUAUUGACGAAGUGGAUUGCAUGUUGCUCGAUCGCGGUAAUACUGUCCUUUACCUAUCGCACGACAUCCCCGGCAUGGAGAUGCUCGAAUCUCUUUACGUCUUCAUCUGGGAAAAGAUACGCAGCUCUUCCACCAGCUCGGAUAAAUUAAUAGUAAAAGAAUUCGUUAAAUCAGCCGUCCUGUACGACCUUUACGGUGCUAUAACUAAAGACGAUUUAGAAUUGAUUCACGGCCCAUUGAAGGAUCAACCAUUGGAAAAGAAUGCGCUCUGGAAUCACUUGAUUGAAACGAAAGUAAUCGACCCACAAGGGCGACUAUUCGUGGAAGAUAACUUUGAAAAAAUCAAUUUCAAACCAGAAAUGGAUCCCAAGAUUAUCUUCUAUCUCCGUAACGUGGCGAGACGCGAGCGGAGUAUUCGAUUACCUGAACAUUUGAUGUCUUUUGUCGAUCGUCAUCUCGACAGUUGGCUGGACAAUGCCAUGCAGGCACUGGAACUCAAACGAGACGAAGACUAUGUCGUCGAUCAGGACCGUACAGACACCAGCCCAGAUCUCCAUCCUCAAGUAAUUAUCAUUGAUCAAGACACAGGGAUGGACCAGAUCUCAUCACAAUGGGAUGGAGCGCUACAUCAAUUUAUUCAGCUAAACGAAGGCUGCAAAUUGACACCACAAAUUCUAAAAGCCAUUUUCGUUUCUAAUGCGACUUACGUCCAGGCUUAUAAAAAAGCAGCAGGCGUUUCGGGCACGCUGGGAUCUGAAACAGAACGACGGUUCAUGCAUGACAAAUAUAAAAGCCUUCAGUUUGUCAUCCCAACAGCUUUUCAGAAACGUUUCUACUUGAAACCAUCGCAAGUCUUUAAAUCAAAGGACGAUUGGCUACUUGCCAUCGUCCAUGAAACACAACAUAUUACCCUUCCUGAAGAUCAAACUAAAGCUCGUUCUCUCGUCAUAUUCUGUCAAUCCAUCAAAGAUGUGAGCGUUAUUCAUUGUUACAUAAAAAAUGCAUUAAGGUCGAAGCUUAAUGGCAACCACAUUCAUUGCUACACACGUGAUUAUGAAAAGUUUGCUUUCGAAGGGAAAUCACUUGAAGUCGGUCAUGUGAUCAUCGCCACUAACUUGGCUGGUAGAGGCACGGAUAUCAAAAUAAGCGAGAAGUUGAGAGAAAACGGAGGUCUUCAUAUUUGUCUGACUUUUUUGCCGAAAAAUGAGCGGAUUGAAGAGCAGGCGAUGGGACGUUCUGCUAGAAAUGGCGCACCGGGAAGUGGAAUCUUUCUAUUGUGCGAAGAAUCGCCAACAGGAACGAAAUGGGGCGCAGGAAAAUGGUUAAGUAUGAAGGAGGAGCGUCAAUGGAAAGAAUGCCAACGGAUAUCCCGUUUGAAAGAAGAUUUCAGAACAAUGGAACAUGAACAGAAUUUUUUUGACGAAUUAUCGAUUUAUUACACUGAGCUGAAGCAAGAACUGAAAACCCAAAAACGUGCAGACCAGGAAAUUAAGACAAUCUGCGACAGUGUGCUGGAUAUAUGGGCUUUAUGGCUUGACAAAACAGAGGAUCAUUUGAAACUAACUUAUUCCUAUCAUAUUGGCUUACUCCGCAACUUUCGUGCUGGACUUGGACUGCCCGAAAGCAACACAAGAGAUUGCAGUUGGAUGACGCCAGUUCGUUCUGUUGUCAUGGCCAAAAAUCUGGCUCUGCAAAAGUCAUCGCUGUCGGAGGCAGCUGAAAUUCUGAAACGAGUCAUUGAUUCAAAGGACAGUGAUCUUUAUCCUGCUGCUCAUUACUACUUUGCAUUCAUUUUGAUUAAAGAAGAUUUCAAAGUAAACAAAGUUAAGUUCAUUCAAAUUUUACAAAAAUGCGAAACUAUUUUGAGCAACGGCAUAGACAUGCACUUGUCCUUUUACCGUAAAAUCGCCCAUACAACGCCUGACCCAGCCCCGUCAUUCUGCGUCGUCGACGCCUACAAACAACAAAAAGGCAAUAUCAUGAAAAUCCUGGAAUAUUUCAUCGGUUCCGUUCGAGCUCUAUUGGGCAGUCAUUAUUGCUCAGCUUCUAAUCUCAAGGAAGCUGGAAAGGAACAAAAAAAAGAAAAGAGCUUUAUUAAGAAAGCUGAAACGUUCCUACAGAAAAUCGAAUUAGAAUUUGUGCAUUUCCAAAAAAAAGGAAAAACAAAGUGUAAACCUGAACAAAAACCAAAAAUUAGUCCUAAAAGAGCGGAAAAACUGUUCGAACUAUUGAUAGAAAAAAAGUGUAUCAGCUGUCGGUUCAACGACAUCGAUACAAUCCCUAAUGGGGACGCUAUCAUUCAGCAAGUAGCCAAUGAACACGGAAUCCAGAAACUGAAGGAAAAUUUAAAGUCUGUCUUUGGGAAGAAUUUGACAGAAGAGCAGAUCGAAAAAGAAUUGAAAAAAGACCAUCUGAUCCCGUGCACGAGAAAAGCGUUCUGGGAAGAGCUGAAGAAAGAAGGUGCACUUCAAGCGGUGAAAGGUGGAUUAUGUCCUCAAAUGAACUGCGUCAUCGUUUUGGAAUCCGAAUGCGACGACGAAUCAACUAAACUGAACAGCAAAAAACUGAAUCGAGAAAAUCGGAUCAAAAUCGAAGACUUUCAGUUCGGAUUGGAUUCUUUUGAUGGCAAAAACAACUGUCUGAACGUGCUGUAUAAUCCCAUUUACGACAACAUGGACGACUUAUUGAAACAAAAGAAAAUCAUGUUCAGUAAAGACUACGUUAUUAAACAACUUGGCGAUGAAUAUCGUUGCCAAAAGGAGAAAUUCGAAUUUAACAAAAUUGCACAGCUUAACCUUAAAAAACUUGAAACCGUCAAUUUGAAACCUUCUUUCCCAAUGGGGAAGGAUGAUUUGACCCGGGCUAAUAUAAUUCCGAAUAGCGAACGUGACUGCGUUUGGAAGGCGUUGUCUGAUCAGCAAAUCAUCGAUUCGAAUGGCGAGUUAUUGUCCAAUUACCAAAAAUUCAGCUAUCCCGAAUGUCCUGCUUAUGAGAAACCUGUCAUGGGUGUAAUUAGUAGAAUUUUCGUCGCUGAAAUAGUUAAACGUCAAUGGCUAAAGGCUGAAAAACAUCCAAAUUGUUUGAAAGCCAUAAAUUUGCUUCCAUUGAAACCCUAUCGAGAUAUGCUUGGCGAUUUGAUGGCUGUCCACGUCAUCUCUGGUGCUCGAGUGAAUGAAGAUGCAAAAUUCAUUGAGGAGGGAACUAAAGACAUUAAAGAUGAAGAUGAACGGGAAUGUGUCCGGAAGUUUCUGAAAAGCCGCCAAGCUGUUUACGAUCCUCGGAUGAAAAAAUCUGACUUUUUUCUCGAUCUUAUCGAAAUGGAUAUUCGGAAGAUUCCAAAGACUAAUAACAUAUCUACGGAACUCUAUAUCUUCGAUCUUGUAGGAUUCAAUCACGUUAUUGACAUUAAAGAUCGAGAAAGGUCUUGGACGUCAUGGUUGGGGGCAACGUUUGCCGGUGUUGUUGGUGUAGCUUCGAUUAGUGUUGGAAUUUACCUGAUUCACGGUAAAAUGCUGUCCUUUGGAUUAAGCAAGAAUUUAUUGUUAAUGGGAGGAGUAUCAGACGUUUUGUACGCCAUAACGACCAUCAUGACGAACAGCAACUUCAGCUGGUCAGAUUUUACUCGUCAAAGGCUAAGGAGUGCCAUGGGAAAAAGGGAGCCAAUCGAAAUGAUCAAAGCAAUUUACAAAUUAUAUAAUUCAACUGAAAACGAAGAAUUUAGAAAGGCAAUGAAUUUGGCUGUUGGUCUAGAAAGAUGGAAACGACAAAACAGAGGCCAAACAAGCAAAGGACAUGAAACACUUCCAGGAAGGAUCGUAGAAGUGACUGGAUUGGUCAACCACCAAACCGAGUUCUACUUUCACAGCCAACUGCAUUACCUUUUACAAGAUGCUGACACCUUUAUGCUAGGAAAAUCCAAGAAAUGCGUCACCAAAAACUUGACCGAAAUUCAAAAGGCGCUGACCCAAUUCAACGAACUGCACGGACUCGAAACAUCUCAGCAUGUUGUUAAAGAGAAGUUGAAUGAAUUGAUUUCUGAUUGGACUACAGAAGGGCGCAAAAGGGUCGACAAAAUCGUCGACGAAAUUAGGUUGCAGCUAAAUGGCAUUCAACGAACAGAAGAAACCGCAUUGACACAAGAAAUGGCUGAUCAAGGAAUUCGCUUGAUGGAACCGAUUUUCAAUGACUACGAGAUGCGAAUGAGAUUGAUAUGCGUCAUUAUCGCCUGCAUUAGUGAAUUUCUAUUGGGCCUGGACAAUCGCGGCAGUUCUGAAGUCCCAAGAGCUGAAGACAUCGACGUUGAAGAAUUUAAUCAAUUUCAGAAAAAAAUGGUGGCCGACAUUGACUCUGAACUAGGAAGCCUAGUGGAAAGGAUUCUGGAAUGUUUGAGGCAACAAGUUCAUCGAGUCGCCUCUGACCAAGUCUCGAAGCUAGCAAUUGUUAAUUCCGAAAUGUUCACCACGUUUUUACAGUUGAUUUAACCGAAGGUGAAAACCCUUUAACUUUUAAAAGAUUGCCUUACAUGCUUUGAGAGGACGACGAACAUUUAAAAUUGUUUUCAAAUUGCUUUAUUUUUCACAACAUUUUUAGCUUUCCAUUUGACUGAUUCGUGAGAAGUUACGGUCCUUCUUGAGUUUUCGAUUCCUAGCAGAAUCAAGUUAUACCAUUUCACUUUAUCCCUGCUAUAGCACACUUGAGCUUAUUUUUUAAUUUACCCCGUGUAAAAAAAAAGGGGAAGAGAUGGUAAGAAAAACGUUCUAAUUGACCUUUUGAACUUCGAUUAGACGCUUUGCAAACGUUGCUGAUCGGUAGACGACAUUGCGUCUUACCGAGCCUAUAAAAG
Messenger RNA from Daphnia carinata, 9564 nucleotides. RefSeq lists its product as uncharacterized. Bases 32 to 9202 code for a protein of 3056 amino acids. Gene Ontology annotation, molecular function: ATP binding; ABC-type protein transporter activity. The record is from RefSeq and is a predicted model, not a curated record. Gene Ontology annotation, cellular component: membrane. NCBI's taxonomy places the organism in Eukaryota, Metazoa, Arthropoda, Branchiopoda, Diplostraca, Daphniidae. The transcript is spliced from 5 exons. Gene Ontology annotation, biological process: protein targeting; protein import.